Molecule: messenger RNA, 954 nt
Organism: Vitis riparia (riverbank grape)
Lineage: Eukaryota; Viridiplantae; Streptophyta; Magnoliopsida; Vitales; Vitaceae
Product: putative transferase At1g60990, chloroplastic
Exons: 9
Coding region: 68-949 (293 amino acids)
Biological process (GO): glycine decarboxylation via glycine cleavage system
Cellular component (GO): mitochondrion
Molecular function (GO): aminomethyltransferase activity; protein binding
Source: RefSeq, a predicted model, not a curated record
AGCCUAAAAAGCAGUGGUAACUCCCAAAAGCGCUUAUAAGUUCUCCUUGUCUGCGAAAGCCAAAGCCAUGGCUGCGACAGUGGGCUGUAUGAGGUAUCUGUUGGUGGGUGCCCCAACUCCUCUCAGAAGAAGCACUUCUCUCCCUUCCUCUUCCUCUUUCUCUUCCUGGACAUGGAAACCCAAUCCCAUUUCGUUCCCAAUCCAAAACCAUGCCUUUCGCUCUCCAGAGAAAUUCUUCACUCCUUUGGCCGCCGCCUCGCCUUUCGAUCUCUCCCCUCCCCCCAUCGAUCUCGACCUCCUCGAUACUGUGACAGAAGCAGGGGCAAAGGUUUCAGAAGCUGGGAUUAUUGAAACCUUUGAUAAUGAUGAUGAAGCAUUAGAUGCAGUUGACAAUGGGGUGGUGGUUGUGGACCUUUCUCAUUUUGGUCGGAUACGAGUCAGUGGAGACGACCGUAUUCAGUUCCUUCACAACCAAAGUACUGCAAAUUUCGAAUGUCUUCAGGAAGGACAGGGAUGUGAUACUGUCUUUGUUACACCAACAGCCAGAACAAUAGAUGUUGCACAUGCGUGGAUUAUGAAAAAUGCAGUCACAUUGGUGGUCUCGCCAGUGACCUGUGGAAGCAUAAUUGAAAUGCUUACAAAGUACAUAUUUUUUGCCGACAAGGUAGAAAUUCAAGACAUCACCAAGAAAACAUCCUUCUUUGUUUUAGUGGGACCAAAAAGCCACCAAGUUAUGGAGGAUUUAAAUCUUGGUGGUCUUGUUGGAAAGCCAUAUGGCACCCAUCAACAUUUUAUGGUGAAUGGGAUGCCGAUAACUGUAGGAGUGGGAAAUGUCAUCUCUGAAGAUGGAUUUUCAUUUAUGAUGUCACCAGCUAUUGCCGGAUCUGUCUGGAAAGCUCUUCUAAGUCAAGGUGCUAUCCCAAUGGGUUCUAAUGCUUGGGAAAACUAAGGAUU